AUGAGUAAAGCAGAUGUGGAGUGUGUAACAGCCGACAGCCUCGUGUGGCGGUGCCAACCCUGUGGGUCCGAGCGACGCAAGAGCAUGAGGUUCGAGUCUCAAUCAUUGGAGGGGAAACUCACCCUUGAAGAUAUCAUGAAAAAAAUUCUCGAAAUGGAACAAGAACUCCUGGAAGGUCGAAUAGAAGAACAGGAGCAGUACUCCAGAAGAAAUACUGUUGAGAUCUAUGGCGUCCCGCAGGAGAAGAAUGAAGACGUCGUCUCUGUGGUGAAGGAAGUGGGAAAGGCCUUAGAUAUGGAUAUAACCAGAUCUAUGAUCGAUGCCUGUCACCGUUUGGGAAAUAAGUCUGGUCCCAACAACUUGCCACCGAGGAUCAUCGUUAAAUUCGUCAGCCGACUAGAUAAAGAAGAAUUCCUGAGGAAACGGAGGGUCAAAAGCAGCUUUUCUACUCGGCAUAUGAACCUGGGGGUAGACCAGCCGGUCUACAUCAACGAGUCCCUGACGCUGACGAGGAGGAAGCUUCUGGGCGAGGCGAGAAGGUUGAAGCGGGAGAAGAACUACAAGUUCCUGUGGGUCCGCAACGGCAAGAUCUUCUUACGGAGGGAGGAAUCUGCUCGAGUAGUCCAUGUAACUUGCCAGGCUGACUUAAGCAAGGUAUAG
Molecule: messenger RNA, 660 nt
Organism: Homalodisca vitripennis (glassy-winged sharpshooter)
Lineage: Eukaryota; Metazoa; Arthropoda; Insecta; Hemiptera; Cicadellidae
Exons: 2
Coding region: 1-660 (219 amino acids)
Source: RefSeq, a predicted model, not a curated record